UGGACCAGGACCUGGGAGAGGGAGGAUGACUCAGGCCCCAAACUGGAGGCAGCGGAGCCCGCGAGCGAGCAGCGUCGGGCGGCCCUGGCCCGGCCCCGCCCCCGGCCCGCCAGCCCAGCCUGCGCCCGGCCGCGCUCGGGAGCUCAGCGCCAGCCCUCGCCCCUUCGCCGUGCCUCCGCUUGCCCGCCCCCGCCGGCCGAGGCUGGGCUGCGGGAGGCGGCCGGGCGGCCCCGAGCCUCGCCAGGGCGACCCAAACAAAGGCAGCAUCCGGGCUCGGCGGGAGGCAGAGCAUCAUGAGAGACUGGGUCCUCGCUGUCCCCGGCUCCGCUGCUGCUGCUGCCGCUGCCGCCGCCGCCGCCGCCGGGAGGGCUUCGCUGUGAGCGUGGAAAGCAGGGGCGCAGCUGCGGGGCGUGAAUUCGAAAGGUGAGAGCCAGAGCCAGCGAGCCGAGGGG
Messenger RNA from Mastomys coucha (southern multimammate mouse), 452 nucleotides. RefSeq names its product translation initiation factor IF-2-like. Lineage: Eukaryota; Metazoa; Chordata; Mammalia; Rodentia; Muridae. The record is from RefSeq and is a predicted model, not a curated record. The coding region runs from base 26 to 427 and encodes 133 amino acids. The transcript has 2 exons.